AUGGAAAAUGUUGAAACAUACUUAGAGCGGUACGGUUGCGAACCUAGCGCCUAUUUUAUACUCAACACGCUCCAGAAUUUGCUUACAGCAUACCCGUAUCACCCUAUUCUAUGGUCGUUGUACAGCGUGGAUAGAUAUCUGUAUUCGUACAAACCAAAGCCGUUGAAAGAAAGACGUAUAUAUGACUACGCGAUUACCGACGCCGAAGAUGUGUGGUUUCAUGGCGAAUUAGACGAGGUACGUGAUGUUUUAUUAUGGUUAAAUCCUAAAACGGUCUCCGUGUCUAUGCAAUGCGUCGAUGGUCGAAAAUUCUAUACCAUCCCUGCAGAAUGGGCAAAACACUUAAUUGUACGUUACGAUUCGGACGGGGUGUGGUGGUUUCAUUAUAUGCCCUUCGAGUUUUGCUGCCGCCAAAUUUUAAGCAGUGACGGUGUUGGUAUUAUUCAAUGUCGCAAGUUGUCGGUCGGACCAGAACUAUAUGUUGACGAAUCGUUUUAUCAUCUGGGGUUUGGUGCUUGUCAAAGCGACCUACACUCGGUGUACGCCGAUUUAGACUGUUUUGUGGGUUUAAAACGGUUACAUGGCGCUUUAGAAUCCCUAUUACGUGACGGGUUUGCCCACGACCCGAACAAUACCGAGCGAGAGUGUGUUUGUGAAUUGAUGUACUGUUUGAGUUUAAACAAGAAACUAAUACCUCUUGAAUAUCCAUCGAUCAACAACGAGGAAAAGAAAAAGAGUAUUGUAGAAAUAGAAACUUUUACUUUAAAAACGAUAGAUAUUCGAAGUAUGUUACUGCAUAUUUUAGUUUGUAAUAACUGUCAUACGUAUUUAAUUAUGUUUUUAAAAACAUUGUUAAGGUCUGUGAUUGUGUAUAAGCCUUGUCCGGGUGUUACGCACACACAGUACACGUCUGACAGAGACAGAAGUAUAGAAUUAACGCACGCAGCACAAACACCGGUGGCACGCUAUGUAUUGGACGGCGAUUUUAAUUUACUAUUAACUAAUGCAUACCGGUCAGUAAUUGUUGGUUCGAAGAAAAAAACUAUUUGUAGGGAUAUUAUAACAUCGUUUAUGCUUAAACAUUGUUUUAACAUAAAGUAAUGGUUUUUUACGACGUACAUUUGCUGUAUCAGAAAUAUAUAUAUCGUGCUUAUGCUGUUGUUGAUAUAAUUACUCAAGCUGUGUGUGGUUUUGUCCUAAUAAGGAGCGCGUUCAAGACGGUGUAUAUGAUGUUUUAUGAGCGCGGCUAUAUAUUACAAGUGUUCAACAUACAUAGACGGUGUAGGAUAGUUGCUUCGCUGUCGGGUAAACAAUUGCGGUUGGUAAAGUGUGAACAUUUUCAAUUGUCUUAUUUUACAAGGGAGAAAAAACAAGAUGUCUUUUAGAACAUAUUAUUUUGAAGCGUCGUUUGCUUUGUAUGAAGGGGAUCCAAAUUUCAGAAUAUGCGGUGCGUUGGACCGGCUAGCUGAUUUGACACUGCAUUAUUAUAAAUACAUCGAUUAUCCUUUACAAUUGUCGGUGAAAGUGAUGGGUAUUAUGCAGUUUACAAAACGCAUUACACCGGCGCAAUUGAAUCAAGAGUUUGCAAAGUUUGCAAUAUACGUGAAUUUAACACCGAUGGGGCGCAACCCUAUGAUUGAACAUAUGCAUAUUUGGGCAAUAAGAAGACAUCAUGAAUUGCAGAAAAAAAUUGUCGAGAACGGUUGUUUUCAUUUUGGCGGUCCAACUUUGGAGUUGCAUAAAUCCAUGAUUUUAGAAGACCGUGUGAGAAAAUAUGCGGCUGCUUUAGAAGAUUAUUUGUUUCACGGUCCAGGUGUGCUGGAACAUUACGGGAAUUUACGCGAUUUGAAAAAAUUAGCGGGGUUUGUAGACGCGUUAAGACGUCUUCCGAUGGAUACGAUAUAA
Molecule: messenger RNA, 1905 nt
Organism: Paramuricea clavata
Lineage: Eukaryota; Metazoa; Cnidaria; Anthozoa; Malacalcyonacea; Plexauridae
Source: the annotation of a GenBank genome assembly